AUGAAGUUCGCAUCUGCAAUUCUUUCUGCCCCAGUUUUGGCCUCUGUUGCCUCUGCUGCCGCAUUCUCUCAGUACACCAACUCUACCGCCUCUUCAGCCGAGGAUAUCGCCACUACUGUGGUCACUAUCACUUCUUGUGCUGAUAACAAGUGUUCUGAGACUGCUGUUACCACUGGUCUUACCACUGCUACCACAAACGUCGGUGGCACUGAGACCAUCUACACUACCUACUGUCCUUUGACUGCUGCUGAGGCUGCUGAGGCUGCUGAAUCUGCCGCAGCCACCACCUCUGCACCAGUUUCUGAGCAGGCAGUUACUACUUUGGUCACGGUCACGUGUCACGAGCAGACCUGCGAGUCUUCCACCGUUACCACGGGACUUACCUCAUACACCACCACUGUUGGUGGUACCGAGACCAUCUACACGACUUACUGCCCAUUGACUGCAGCUGAGUCUACCGAAGCAUCUUCUAGUGCUUCUCCUUCUAGUGCAGUUCCUUCUAGUGUUGCUCCAGAGGUCACCUCUUCGUCAAAAUCUGCUGCCGCUGCUGAUACUACUGCUCCAGCUGAGUCUGCCAUCACUACUGUUGUCACUGUCACCUGCCACGAGAGCAAGUGCGAGUCAUCCACAGUUACCACCGGCCUCACUUCAUACACCACUACUAUUGGUGGCACCGAAACUGUCUACACCACUUACUGCCCAUUGACCGCCGAGACUUCAACUAGUGCUCCUGCCGAGACCACCGAAUCUUCCUCGAGUGCUCCUGCUGAAACUACUGAGGCUUCAUCAAGCGCUCCUGCUGAAACCAGCAAGUCUUCAUCCGAAGCUGCAGUCGAGACUUCUCAGGCUGAGUCUGCCAUCACCACUCUCGUCACUGUCACAUGCCACGAGAGCAAGUGUGAGACUUCAACCAUCACAUCUGCUGCUCCAGUUUCUACCACUUCAUCCGGUUCGGUUGCACCUGUCGAAACUUCUUCCACUUCUUCUGCAGCUCCAGAGGUCUCAACCUUCUCUAACGCUGCUCCAGUCGAAAAAUCGGCCGGCUUCCUCGCAGGUGGUGCUCUCUUUGUUGCUGCCCUUCUUUUGUAA
Molecule: messenger RNA, 1089 nt
Organism: Brettanomyces bruxellensis
Lineage: Eukaryota; Fungi; Ascomycota; Pichiomycetes; Pichiales; Pichiaceae
Exons: 1
Coding region: 1-1089 (362 amino acids)
Source: RefSeq, a predicted model, not a curated record